AUGCUGGCCGAUACGUGCUUACGGUGGAUCGGAUUGAUCAGCGUUUCGCUGGUGCUAUGGUCCUGUGGAUAUCCGGGUGUGUUGUCGCCGGUCGAGGCGGCCCACCUCACAGGCACGUUCGAGGUCGAUGAGUUCUUCCGGUUUCUGCACAAGUUCGGCUUCCAGAAGACGGAGAAACACUCCCAGAAGGACACCGAGUGGGACACGUUCGGGUAUAUCUACGGAAAUGUCACGUCACACGUUAAUUUCACCACCCCGGUGACUCUGGCCGUGCUCGAUAAGCGUAGCUUUCUCGAGUACUACGCUAACAGGAACGAUUUUGAUCGAGAUGUGGCUUGCCAACGGAUGUUCGAUAAACUGGACAAGAUCGUGUAUAGUCGGGCGUGCAAUCCGCACGCGGAGGCUGACUACCUGCGGCGCAUUCCUUGCGAGCGGGGGAAACUGUGCGUGGACGAGGACACCCGGGAGAAUGUCGUUCCCGGCAGCCAGUUUACGUUCGUCAUUAGCGAUCCUAAUGUGCCAAGGUUCUGGUAUGUGUCGAUGGUGGCGUGUUAUCAGAAUGUGUCCACCUGUCAGUGGCACUACUACGACUAUCGCAAAUAUCAUACGGAACCCCCGAGUAUAGACUUUGAUAUCACGCUGGUUAAUGGAAACCCGAACCGGCAAACGCUUUCCUUCUUCAAUCCGUUGCUUUUCCACUUCUCCUUCGACCGACAAAACACGCUCGAAAUGUAUUUGAUAUUUUUCGUCGUCUAUCUGCUGAUGGUGCCGUUGCAAAUCUAUGCCGUCCGACUGCAGAAACAUCCCGUCACGCGGCUUUUUACGGUCAGCUUGGUGUUGGAGUUUGUGAGCGUUUGUCUACUCUUAACGCACACCGUACGCUACGCCAUGAAUGGUGUCGGCGACGAAAAGCUGGCUGUAAUGGGCGAUAUAUUUGAUAUAUUUAGCAGAACGUCAUUUAUGCUUAUAUUGCUACUUCUUGCCAAGGGGUGGGCAGUGACCCGGUUACAGAUCAGUGUAAGCAGCUGGAUUCUGCUCAUGGUUAUCUGGAUCCCUUACUGUGCCAUACAUGUGUUGCUGUACAUAUGGAACAGGACGGAAGUGGAUAUUAUCUCUGAUAUUGAUGAAUAUCAGACGUGGCCUGGUUGGCUGGUGCUCGCGUGCCGUUCCAUGAUGAUGCUGUGGUUUCUGUGGGAGCUGCGAACGACGAUGAAGUACGAACACUCUUCGCAAAAGCUAGACUUUUUGCUCCAUUUCGGUGCUUCGAGUCUCGUAUGGUUCAUCUACUUGCCAAUCGUGGCCAUUAUUGCUGUGAAUGUUAGUCCGCUGUGGCGGUAUAAGCUAUUACUAGGUAUAACAAAUUCAGCCGACUGUUUGGCGUACUGUGUGAUGAUGGGUUUGCUGUGGCCUAACCGCGCCGGGCAAUAUUUGCUACUGACGGGAUCAAACUUUGGUGGUAUGGACGAACUGGAUGAGUUCAACGAAGCACCGCAUAUAGUGCACAGAGAUUCCGAUACGCUGCACAGUAGCAACGGAGAUCUAGCUGUGGACGAAUAUUUGGAUAACGACGAUGACGAAAUAGAAACCUUAGUACUCAGUACAGACGAUUUGCUCCACACGGGAAGUUCUUUCCCGGUUGGGGGUGGGGGCACAGUGGGUGGCAGUAAGCCUCUAACAUUACAUAACGGUAACGCCAUGAAUGGCGGUAUCACAAAAGGGGGGAGAUCUUUCGAUUAG
Messenger RNA from Anopheles nili, 1737 nucleotides. RefSeq names its product integral membrane protein GPR180-like. Lineage: Eukaryota; Metazoa; Arthropoda; Insecta; Diptera; Culicidae. Bases 1 to 1737 code for a protein of 578 amino acids. The transcript has 6 exons. The record is from RefSeq and is a predicted model, not a curated record. Gene Ontology annotation, biological process: response to pheromone; G protein-coupled receptor signaling pathway.